Messenger RNA from Sardina pilchardus (European sardine), 7758 nucleotides. RefSeq lists its product as uncharacterized. Bases 1 to 7758 code for a protein of 2585 amino acids. The transcript has 8 exons. Gene Ontology annotation, molecular function: nucleic acid binding. Lineage: Eukaryota; Metazoa; Chordata; Actinopteri; Clupeiformes; Clupeidae. The record is from RefSeq and is a predicted model, not a curated record. Gene Ontology annotation, biological process: DNA integration.
AUGUCGGGCAAAGACCAGCAAACAUCACAGAAACUUCUCGGUAACUGUCCAGUGGUGGAAGUCUUAGUAGAGGGGCUGGCUGUAACUUGUCUUUUGGACACCGGUUCUAUGGUGACCACCAUCACGGAGGAAUUCUUUGAGGAGUACUUACAGCCCCGCCUUCAGACACCCUUACAACCAUGUAGCUGGCUCACCUUGAGGGGCGCCAAUGGCUUAGAAAUACCUUAUCGUGGUUAUGUUGAACUGGAAGUUCAAAUCUUGGGCAAGGUCCUGCCAAAGAUGGGUAUCUUAGUUGUAACAGCCACUCCCGAUUCGACUGUUCAAGCCCAGAAAAGACUUAUUCCUGGCUUACUCGGCAUGAAUGUCAUAAGUAGCUGUUACCAGGAGUUGUUUGUUCAGCAUGGUCAGGCUCUUUUCCAGUCCUCCAAUGUUCGCUCCGCUGGCAAGGGCUGGGUUCGUGCACUAUCAGAGUAUCAACACUUUGACCGCAUGCUGGAUACCGGCAGGGUGGGGCCGGUUAGAGUUCGAUGUGGCCCAGCGGUUAUGAUUCCAGCAGGGUCCCUGCGUUUUGUGCCAGCAGUCUGCCAUCAAGGUUUAGGUGCUACAUUGUCAUCUGCCCUGCUGGAGCCAUUGUCCCCUGGGGGUAAUCGGUUACCUGCAGACCUGCUCAUCCCUUCUGCUUUCCUUCCAGUAGCCCAUGGGACGGUUAAUGUGCCAGUGGUAAACGUUGGUAGUCAGGAUAAGUGGCUAUGGCCGAAGACCAUGUUGGGCGAGCUCUACAUGGCCCAAACUCAGUCAUCUGGGUGUCCGAUACAAUUCGAUCUUCAAAGCCAGGAUGAGGAACGAGUGGCCUUGAUCCAGUCCAUCGGGGUGGAGAGCACACCCCCGCCUGAUUUCUCCCAACUGUCAUGGCCAGCCCUAUCCCCUUUGGAGAAGCAGGAGGCCCAUGCUUUGCUAGUGAAGUAUCAAGAUGCUUUCAGUCAGGGUGAAACCGAUUUGGGCUGCACCCCCCUAGUGCAACAUACCAUUCCACUAUUGGAUGAUGCCCCUAUUCGUCUACGAUACCGCCGCUUACCUCCCUCUCAGUAUGAGUUAGUGAAGUUGCAUAUCCAGGGCCUAUUAGAACAACAAGUAAUUAGGCAGAGUUGUAGCCCUUACUCUGCCCCGAUCGUGGUAGUCCAAAAAAAGGAUGGGGGUAUUCGCAUGUGUGUAGACUAUCGCCAACUAAAUGCAAAAACACGCAAAGAUGCAUACCCAUUGCCUAGAAUUGAGGAGUCCCUAGAUGCAUUGGCUGGAGCAAAGUGGUUUAGCACAUUAGAUCUUGCGAGUGGAUACAAUCAAGUCCCGAUGGCCGAAAAAGACAAAGACAAGACCGCAUUUUGCACGCCCUUUGGGCUUUUCGAAUUUAAUCGGAUGCCUUUUGGGCUGUGUAAUGCGCCUAGUACGUUUCAACGUCUUAUGGAGAGAAUAUUCGGAGAUAAAAGCUUCCAUUCUUUACUGCUGUACUUGGAUGACAUCGUGGUAUUCUCCACCUCCUUCCAUCAACAUCUGGAACGACUGGAAAUGGUACUUAGCAGGCUUCAACAACAUCGCCUUAAACUUAAGUUAACUAAAUGCCAUUUUUUCCAAUCUGAGGUUAAAUAUCUCGGCCAUGUCAUCUCAGCCCACGGGGUUGCUACAGACCCAGAAAAGAUCUCUGCGGUGUCAGAAUGGAGGAGACCCACGAAUAUUACAGAGCUUCGUUCUUUCCUGGGUUUUGCCUCUUACUACCGGCGAUUUGUGGAGGGGUUUGCGGGAUUGGCAGCUCCAUUACACGCCGUAGUGGGGAAAGUACAAGGGAGCAGAAAGAAACCCGGCUCCAGAGUAUUGGGCCCCUUCAGUCAACACUGGAAUGAGAUGUGCGAGCAGGCAUUCCAGCAACUUAAGACGAGGCUGGUGAGUGCGCCAGUAUUGGGGUUUGCAGAUUUCACCCGGCCAUUUAGACUAGAAAUUGAUGCCAGCCACCAAGGAUUGGGAGCCAUUCUCUCACAAGAGAUAGAUGGGAAGUGUCGGCCUAUAGCUUUUGCCAGUCGGGGUCUGCGGCCAGCGGAACGGAAUAUGUCUAAUUACAGCAGCAUGAAACUGGAAUUUCUAGCCCUGAAAUGGGCAGUAACAGAGAAAUUUAGGGAAUAUCUGUUGGGUACCAAAUUUACAGUUUACACAGAUAAUAAUCCCUUAAGUUAUCUCCAAACUGCAAAACUAGGGGCCAUCGAGCAACGGUGGGUCUCCCAACUGGCAUUGUUUAACUAUGAGAUCCACUAUCGCCCAGGUACGGCGAAUCGUAAUGCAGACGCACUGUCCCGCUUGCCUGUAUCGCCACUCCCGUCUCAGGCCCUAGCCACUUCAGGCAUUGCUAUUCCAGUUGUGGCCAAGCCAGUGAUAUGUACCGAGUCUGCUCUAGUUUCUGCUAUAGAUGCUGCCCCCAUCCGUGCCCGUGCCGACCUGCUGACCUUGCAGACUGCUGACCCCCUGCUUAAGACUCUUGGCUGCUACUGGAAACAAGGGACUCCCCCUACAGGAAGAGAAUUGGCCCAGGUACCUGAAGACAUCCGUAGCCCCAUGAGGAAGCUGGUCCAGCAGUGGUCUCGAUUACAUUCUAUUGAUGGUGUCCUGUAUAGAAAGGUCCACUUGCCUCCACAGAGUGAGUUGGUGUUUCAGUUGCUCUUGCCAAAGUCCCUGCAGGCAGAAGUCCUCACCCUUCUACAUGAUAACCAUGGUCAUCAGGGAAUUGAGCGGACGACAGACCUCAUCCGUCAGCGAUGCUACUGGCCUAAGAUGAGGCACGACAUACAGGCAUGGUGUGCAAAAUGUGACCGCUGCGCACUGGCUAAAGCAGCCCAACCCAAAUUCCGCACUUUCAUGGGCAGCCUUAUGGCAACAAAGCCAUUAGAAAUCCUUGCCAUUGACUUUACACAGCUGGAGAAAGCCAGCAACGGGCAAGAAAACCUCCUUGUAGUUACUGAUGUGUUUUCGAAAUUUGCGCAGGCGUACCCCACUGCUGAUCAGAAGGCCAGUACAGUAGUAAAGACCCUUACAGAGAAAUGGUUUUAUACUUAUGGGGUGCCCCAGCGCAUACACUCUGAUCAGGGCCGUAAUUUUGAGGGAGAGUUGCUUAGGCGGUUAUGUCAGCUUUAUGGAAUUACGAAGACUCGGACCACCCCGUACCAUCCGGCUGGUAACGGACAAUGCGAACGGUUCAACCGAACGCUUCACGAUCUGCUUAGGACGUUACCACCAGACAAAAAAAAGAAAUGGCCCUAUGUCCUCCCAGAGCUUUUGUUCGCUUACAACACUACAAUACACCAAUCAACUCAGCACUCCCCAUACGAACUCAUGUUUGGACAGAAACCACGGUUACCAGUAGACUUUUUGUUGGGAAGGGAGGAUGUGGCGCCAAUCAACGGGGGCAUAGAAGACUGGGUUAGCAGACACCAACAAGAUCUGGCGGCAAUUUACAUCAAUGCCCAGGAUAAGUUGAAAGCUGCAGCUGCCUACCGCAAUCGUCACCACUCUGAGGAUGUCCCCUUACUAUCCCCAGGCACAUUAGUGUACCGGAGAAGCCACCCCCAAGGACGCUGUAAGAUCCAGGAUUGUUGGAACCCGACUGUCUUUGAGGUGGUCGAAUGCCUGGACACUGGGGGCCGGGUCUACAAGAUUAGACCACAGCAAGACCGGGAACCAUGCUAUAACAUCCACCGCUCUGAGCUGAAGCCCAUCCCGGGGAACCCAGCUAUCCCAAUACGUCCAGAGGUGAAGACCAACCGGCCACUGGAGACCCAGGGUGAACAGGACGGAUCCAGUGAGGAUGAAUGCAGUAUAGUAGCAGAAUGGAUGCCAACACUCAUAUAUCCCAUGUCCCAAAUGGAUUCGGAACCCUCACAGGACCACUCUACCAUGAGGCCAGAGGAUGUGAUGGCAGAAGAGCCUUUGUUACCAACUGACUCACUUGGGGCAAACAAACUCCCCCACUUGGCAGCAGAAUCGAGGUCUCCCAGUACUAGCCCAAACCAUUCCCCAAGGCAGGCGGUUACAGGUCCCAGUCUAGGGUUAGAAGUUACAGAGAACAAGUCAUUGCUCAACCUGGCAUUGUGCGUGGGUUUUUCAGUAGCGCGCUUCAUUGUGGUUUUGCCGGUAGCGCACCUCAUCGUUGCAGCCUGUCUUAUGGUGGGGAUCGCUAAUUUCCUGAACCUGAGUUUGCCAGACGACACUUCCUCAGUUACUGCGAGGGUUGCCACCAGCAGAGGGCGUAGCCAUGCCUACAACAGCACCGUCGGAAAACUAGUACCCUCUGAUGCCACAGCCCAGGCAUCAGAAGGGGUCAUGUCGGGCAAAGACCAGCAAACAUCACAGAAACUUCUCGGUAACUGUCCAGUGGUGGAAGUCUUAGUAGAGGGGCUGGCUGUAACUUGUCUUUUGGACACCGGUUCUAUGGUGACCACCAUCACGGAGGAAUUCUUUGAGGAGUACUUACAGCCCCGCCUUCAGACACCCUUACAACCAUGUAGCUGGCUCACCUUGAGGGGCGCCAAUGGCUUAGAAAUACCUUAUCGUGGUUAUGUUGAACUGGAAGUUCAAAUCUUGGGCAAGGUCCUGCCAAAGAUGGGUAUCUUAGUUGUAACAGCCACUCCCGAUUCGACUGUUCAAGCCCAGAAAAGACUUAUUCCUGGCUUACUCGGCAUGAAUGUCAUAAGUAGCUGUUACCAGGAGUUGUUUGUUCAGCAUGGUCAGGCUCUUUUCCAGUCCUCCAAUGUUCGCUCCGCUGGCAAGGGCUGGGUUCGUGCACUAUCAGAGUAUCAACACUUUGACCGCAUGCUGGAUACCGGCAGGGUGGGGCCGGUUAGAGUUCGAUGUGGCCCAGCGGUUAUGAUUCCAGCAGGGUCCCUGCGUUUUGUGCCAGCAGUCUGCCAUCAAGGUUUAGGUGCUACAUUGUCAUCUGCCCUGCUGGAGCCAUUGUCCCCUGGGGGUAAUCGGUUACCUGCAGACCUGCUCAUCCCUUCUGCUUUCCUUCCAGUAGCCCAUGGGACGGUUAAUGUGCCAGUGGUAAACGUUGGUAGUCAGGAUAAGUGGCUAUGGCCGAAGACCAUGUUGGGCGAGCUCUACAUGGCCCAAACUCAGUCAUCUGGGUGUCCGAUACAAUUCGAUCUUCAAAGCCAGGAUGAGGAACGAGUGGCCUUGAUCCAGUCCAUCGGGGUGGAGAGCACACCCCCGCCUGAUUUCUCCCAACUGUCAUGGCCAGCCCUAUCCCCUUUGGAGAAGCAGGAGGCCCAUGCUUUGCUAGUGAAGUAUCAAGAUGCUUUCAGUCAGGGUGAAACCGAUUUGGGCUGCACCCCCCUAGUGCAACAUACCAUUCCACUAUUGGAUGAUGCCCCUAUUCGUCUACGAUACCGCCGCUUACCUCCCUCUCAGUAUGAGUUAGUGAAGUUGCAUAUCCAGGGCCUAUUAGAACAACAAGUAAUUAGGCAGAGUUGUAGCCCUUACUCUGCCCCGAUCGUGGUAGUCCAAAAAAAGGAUGGGGGUAUUCGCAUGUGUGUAGACUAUCGCCAACUAAAUGCAAAAACACGCAAAGAUGCAUACCCAUUGCCUAGAAUUGAGGAGUCCCUAGAUGCAUUGGCUGGAGCAAAGUGGUUUAGCACAUUAGAUCUUGCGAGUGGAUACAAUCAAGUCCCGAUGGCCGAAAAAGACAAAGACAAGACCGCAUUUUGCACGCCCUUUGGGCUUUUCGAAUUUAAUCGGAUGCCUUUUGGGCUGUGUAAUGCGCCUAGUACGUUUCAACGUCUUAUGGAGAGAAUAUUCGGAGAUAAAAGCUUCCAUUCUUUACUGCUGUACUUGGAUGACAUCGUGGUAUUCUCCACCUCCUUCCAUCAACAUCUGGAACGACUGGAAAUGGUACUUAGCAGGCUUCAACAACAUCGCCUUAAACUUAAGUUAACUAAAUGCCAUUUUUUCCAAUCUGAGGUUAAAUAUCUCGGCCAUGUCAUCUCAGCCCACGGGGUUGCUACAGACCCAGAAAAGAUCUCUGCGGUGUCAGAAUGGAGGAGACCCACGAAUAUUACAGAGCUUCGUUCUUUCCUGGGUUUUGCCUCUUACUACCGGCGAUUUGUGGAGGGGUUUGCGGGAUUGGCAGCUCCAUUACACGCCGUAGUGGGGAAAGUACAAGGGAGCAGAAAGAAACCCGGCUCCAGAGUAUUGGGCCCCUUCAGUCAACACUGGAAUGAGAUGUGCGAGCAGGCAUUCCAGCAACUUAAGACGAGGCUGGUGAGUGCGCCAGUAUUGGGGUUUGCAGAUUUCACCCGGCCAUUUAGACUAGAAAUUGAUGCCAGCCACCAAGGAUUGGGAGCCAUUCUCUCACAAGAGAUAGAUGGGAAGUGUCGGCCUAUAGCUUUUGCCAGUCGGGGUCUGCGGCCAGCGGAACGGAAUAUGUCUAAUUACAGCAGCAUGAAACUGGAAUUUCUAGCCCUGAAAUGGGCAGUAACAGAGAAAUUUAGGGAAUAUCUGUUGGGUACCAAAUUUACAGUUUACACAGAUAAUAAUCCCUUAAGUUAUCUCCAAACUGCAAAACUAGGGGCCUCUGAUCAGGGCCGUAAUUUUGAGGGAGAGUUGCUUAGGCGGUUAUGUCAGCUUUAUGGAAUUACGAAGACUCGGACCACCCCGUACCAUCCGGCUGGUAACGGACAAUGCGAACGGUUCAACCGAACGCUUCACGAUCUGCUUAGGACGUUACCACCAGACAAAAAAAAGAAAUGGCCCUAUGUCCUCCCAGAGCUUUUGUUCGCUUACAACACUACAAUACACCAAUCAACUCAGCACUCCCCAUACGAACUCAUGUUUGGACAGAAACCACGGUUACCAGUAGACUUUUUGUUGGGAAGGGAGGAUGUGGCGCCAAUCAACGGGGGCAUAGAAGACUGGGUUAGCAGACACCAACAAGAUCUGGCGGCAAUUUACAUCAAUGCCCAGGAUAAGUUGAAAGCUGCAGCUGCCUACCGCAAUCGUCACCACUCUGAGGAUGUCCCCUUACUAUCCCCAGGCACAUUAGUGUACCGGAGAAGCCACCCCCAAGGACGCUGUAAGAUCCAGGAUUGUUGGAACCCGACUGUCUUUGAGGUGGUCGAAUGCCUGGACACUGGGGGCCGGGUCUACAAGAUUAGACCACAGCAAGACCGGGAACCAUGCUAUAACAUCCACCGCUCUGAGCUGAAGCCCAUCCCGGGGAACCCAGCUAUCCCAAUACGUCCAGAGGUGAAGACCAACCGGCCACUGGAGACCCAGGGUGAACAGGACGGAUCCAGUGAGGAUGAAUGCAGUAUAGUAGCAGAAUGGAUGCCAACACUCAUAUAUCCCAUGUCCCAAAUGGAUUCGGAACCCUCACAGGACCACUCUACCAUGAGGCCAGAGGAUGUGAUGGCAGAAGAGCCUUUGUUACCAACUGACUCACUUGGGGCAAACAAACUCCCCCACUUGGCAGCAGAAUCGAGGUCUCCCAGUACUAGCCCAAACCAUUCCCCAAGGCAGGCGGUUACAGGUCCCAGUCUAGGGUUAGAAGUUACAGAGAACAAGUCAUUGCUCAACCUGGCAUUGUGCGUGGGUUUUUCAGUAGCGCGCUUCAUUGUGGUUUUGCCGGUAGCGCACCUCAUCGUUGCAGCCUGUCUUAUGGUGGGGAUCGCUAAUUUCCUGAACCUGCUCUAUGGUAGCCGCGCUGCUCCCUCUGUUGCGGGCUGA